AUGCACUCGGUUUUGUUAAACGCGACGUCCAGGGCAAAACCGUUCGCCCCGUUUGAGGAGAAUGAGACGAGCACCAAGGAGAGGACCUGGAAAAGAGAAGAGAUCGUCGUCAUCUUCGUCGUUCUUCCUUUCUUUCAACCUUGUAAAGCGGUUUCAACUUUGGGGAGAAAUCGAAUCGAAUGUUCCUCAAAACACAUCUUCAUCUUUCCUAAAAACAUGUCAAUCGAUCACAGAGGAGGAGGAGGAGUGCUCAAUCAUGAACAACCUCAUUCGAGCUCUUUUUUAUCCUUGUUCAAGUCAGCUUUGUACGUCUGGCACUCGUUCGUCCGAUGCGUCGGCGUGUACGCGUUCGUCCAAAUCGGGAAAACGAUCGUUAUUUAUAAGAAGAAGUACCCGUAUAAAAGAGUCGUUCGAGGAUGGGUUCCGUGGAGCGGAAGCGAGCACGCGGAGGACGUUUUAGUCGUCGAUUGCACGCACGCGAAGAACAAAACGAUCACGCAUCACAAAGGGUCCUCGACGCCGAGAGAGGUGAAAGUUGGGGACACGAGCACGGAGAAUGUAUUACACGCGAUAAAGACGAGGCAUCGAUUUACGACCAAGAGAGGGAAGGUGUCGAGAGUUACGUGCGACCAUUUCGAUAUCGACGGGUUGAUUUCCGUGUUUAGCGUGUUACAUCCGAACGAUGCGGUGAAAUAUGAGGAGAUUUUAGUGGAAGCGGCGAGGAUUGGGGAUUUUAGAGAGUUUGAACACGUGAACGUCGUCGCGCCGGCGAGCGUGAAAGCGUUGCGUUUGUGUUCGUAUAUCAAUCAAGUGGAGAAGGAGAGGUUUAAUUUACCGUUCGUUGGAGACGAAAAAGAGAACUGUUUGUUGAAGUACAAACACUUUCUAGAAUAUUUUAAAGGGUACGUGGUCGCGUGCGGAACGUGCGACGUUGAUAGAAUCCACGAAGAGUUUGAGUUGACGAUGGAAGGCGAGGAGGAGUUUUCGAAGGUGUUGAGAGACGCGAAAUUGGUUCGGGAACAUAAAAAUGACAUCACGAAGUGGUUUGAAGUAUCGACGACGGUGGUAAAGUUACCGAAGCCGGUACACUAUUACGCUUUGUUCGGAGCUACGGUUGGGACAGACACGUGCAUCGCAAUCUACGACGGUAAGCGAUACGAAGUCGAACACAAGUACACGACUUUCGUGGACGUUCAAAGCCGAGAGACGCAACCGAGACUCGAUUUAACGCAUUUGGCGAAAACUCUGAAUGCUUUAGAAGAAGACGAUGGGAUCAAAAGGAAUUUCAAGUGGGAAGUCGCUGGCGUCACCGAUACCGGUCCACUCUUGCGUCUCCACGACCUCUCCGCUUCGGCUCGCUUAACCAAAGCGGAACGGUAUCAACACCCAGACCAACGCAAAAUCAACCCGUCCUCGAUACCGCAAUCCGCCUUUCUCGAAACCGUGAAAAGCUACUUAACCUUCGGUCAGAAAGAAAUGGCGCGAUACGCAAAAAUCAACCCUCUCGCCGGUCGUGAAGUCGAUUGCGUCGGCGACGGAAGCGGGUACCUCCGAGGCAAAAAUUGGACGUGGAAGGAAACGCAAACGUUAAACGCGAACGUGGAUUGGAGCGCGUGGGACCGAGAACGAACUUCUGCUUAG
Molecule: messenger RNA, 1641 nt
Organism: Bathycoccus prasinos
Lineage: Eukaryota; Viridiplantae; Chlorophyta; Mamiellophyceae; Mamiellales; Bathycoccaceae
Exons: 1
Coding region: 1-1641 (546 amino acids)
Source: RefSeq, a predicted model, not a curated record